AUGCCAGCAAACGGCAAGAGGAGUGCCUGGAUGAUCGCUGGCGGUGAUGAUGCUGGUGGUGAUGGUGAUGGCGAGGUGGUGGAAGCAGCCGCUGUGGACACUGACGAUGUGGAUGAGAGCAACAGAGGCGGGGACAGCACAGAUCCCGUUGCUGAUCGCAAAGAGCUGAGGGCGUGGUACGCAUUUGAUUGGGCCAACAGCGCAUACGCCACCGUUGUUGUGGGCGGGUACCUGCCGCUGCUGCUUCAAGCCUUGGCGCUUGAGCACGCAGGCUUCCCUGACAUGUGCCCAAACCUCAUCACCAACACCACAAUGAUUCUGCAGGCGUUUCCAAACAGCACAUCCCAGUUUGCAUACCUGGACUUUGUUCGAAAGGGCAUCUCCAGCUGCGCCGACACCGAACAAAGCUACAAAGCGCUCCUCAGCCCGACAAAAGCAACACAUGCACCAGCACCGCAGCAAGCGAAGAAGCAAGCCAGCAAGUAG
Molecule: messenger RNA, 486 nt
Organism: Salpingoeca rosetta
Lineage: Eukaryota; Choanoflagellata; Craspedida; Salpingoecidae
Exons: 4
Coding region: 1-486 (161 amino acids)
Source: RefSeq, a predicted model, not a curated record